This is a messenger RNA of Nothoprocta perdicaria, 1764 nucleotides long. It is a transcript of the gene SACK1D, whose product is annotated as family with sequence similarity 83 member D. The record is from RefSeq and is a predicted model, not a curated record. Lineage: Eukaryota; Metazoa; Chordata; Aves; Tinamiformes; Tinamidae. Gene Ontology annotation, cellular component: mitotic spindle pole; cytosol. The coding region runs from base 1 to 1695 and encodes 564 amino acids. Gene Ontology annotation, biological process: regulation of TOR signaling; protein localization to mitotic spindle; regulation of ERK1 and ERK2 cascade. The transcript is spliced from 4 exons.
AUGGCGGCCGAGUCGCAGUGCCUGGAGGAGGGCGCCGGGCUGUGGCCGCCGCGCCCGCCCGCGCCCUACAGCGAGGCUCAGCGGCUGGCGCUGGAGGCGCUCGUGGCGGGCGGCCCCGCGGCGCUGCGCGCCUUCCUGCGGCGGGAGCGGCUGCCGCCCUUCCUGUCGGAGGCCGAGGCGCGGGCCCUGGCGCGCCGCGCGCUGCCGCCCGCUGCCGCCGAGGAGCGCGCGGCAGAGACGGCGCUCGGCGCCUCGCUCGACGCCUCCUCGCUCACCUACUUCCCCGAGCGCUCGGACACGGAGCCGCCCGCACUCGAGCUGGGCUGGCCGCGCUUCGCGAGCGGCGCCUUCCGCGGGCUCACGCGCGCCGAGGCGCAUUUCCAGCCGGGCUGCGGCGAGCGCCGCUACGGCUGCAAGGAGGCCGUGCGGCGGCAGAUCCGCUCCGCRCGGCAGGUAAUUGCCCUUGUGAUGGAUUCCUUCACAGAUAUUGAUAUCUUUGGUGACAUCCAGGAUGCCUAUAAGAACCGUAAAGUGCCAGUCUAUAUCCUUCUGGACCAGGACUUUCUCCCCCAUUUCUUGGAAAUGUGCGAGAAUUUAGGAGUCUGUCCUGAGCAGGAAAGUAUGCUGAGAGUUCGGACACUCACUGGAAACACGUACUACAUGAGGACAGGGGCCAAAAUUAUUGGGAAAGUCCAUGAGAAGUUCAUGUUAAUUGAUGGCAUCAGAGUGACAACGGGCUCUUACAGUUUCACAUGGACCGAUGGGAAACUGAACAGCAGUAACUUGUUGCUACUGUCAGGUCAAGUGGUUGAACACUUUGAUCUUGAGUUCAGGAUUCUCUAUGCCCAGUCAAAUCCUAUCAGUGCUAAACGGCCAUCAGGCCGCGGGGACAGUGGGAUAUUUGAUCACCUGGUGAUCAGAACAGAAUCAGCAAAAGAGUGCGCUACGGAAAGCAACCUGAGAGUAGAAUUUGCCRGAUUCUCUAGUACUCCAAAGAAGCUGUUGAAAGAAAUGGAUGUGGCUGAAGAUACUCCAGGAGAGAUGCUUGAUAACCUGGGACGUUCUGGCAUUGCUGAAGAGGAGUGGGUCAGYGACCUGGAGGCCCCGGUGGAACAGAAGAACGCGUCGACACAAACCAGCCYGUGGGAGGAGAAGCCUGUGGCCGUGCGUGACGUGGUCACGCAGACCAGCGUGGCAACGGUGGAAAGCAGCACUCAAACUAGCGUUGCUGCUAGAAUAACGGGCACGCAGACGUCAGUUCUGUUGAAGACGGCGGUGACGCAGACCAGGGAAGCACAGACCAAGGAAGGUGCACGUGCUGAGGUCCCACUGCUUCACCGACAGCUUUCCUCUGCCUCCGGGAAGUCCAUAUCCAGUCUGCGAUCACUGUCUUCAUCAUCAUCGCAAUGCUCCUUGGCCAGCUCUACCAGUUCYCUGUCUUCUCUUCGGUCCAUUGAGUAUCCCGCAGGGCCCAGGGCGGGAUAUUUCCAAAAGCUGCAUAAAGAGAGACAGUUUCACUACUCUACCAUCAGGUCGAGGCUUAGCCACAUGGUGGAUAUCCUGUCGCGGAGGGGACGCCUGCCUGAAAACUACCCGAGCCAGUACCCUGGAAGAUGCACUCUGAAACAGCGGCGCGACCUCAGUGCCAGCCUGMGAAGCCUCCGAGACGUUUCGCUCUUCUCCCUGAACAGAUGACGAUGGCUUAGCUGAACGUGGAGCACAAACUCCAGUCCUUUUGGUGCAGUCACUUUAUAUAUAUAUAUA